Molecule: messenger RNA, 4796 nt
Organism: Lingula anatina
Lineage: Eukaryota; Metazoa; Brachiopoda; Lingulata; Lingulida; Lingulidae
Product: bifunctional glutamate/proline--tRNA ligase
Biological process (GO): prolyl-tRNA aminoacylation; glutamyl-tRNA aminoacylation; translation
Cellular component (GO): cytosol; methionyl glutamyl tRNA synthetase complex; aminoacyl-tRNA synthetase multienzyme complex
Molecular function (GO): ATP binding; glutamate-tRNA ligase activity; proline-tRNA ligase activity
Source: RefSeq, a predicted model, not a curated record
UCUUUCUGAAAUCACGCUGUCGAGAGCCUUCCCGGUGGAAGAAAAAGCCAAUUUAUAGUGAAAGUAGAGUUUUUUCACGAAAAUAUUGUGCAGAGCAACACAAGCAGAAAUGACACUUACAUUGAAAGCCAGUAAAACAUCGCCACCAAUAGCUGCUCUCCUUAGUGCUGAACACCUGAAGGGCAUUGUUGAUGUUAAAGUGCAGUGGGAGAGCAAUACCAGUCUGGAAGUCAACUCCACCAGUUUCAGCACCAAUGCCUCCAUAUGCCGUUACUUGUCCAGAGUGGGGUCUUCAGAAGGGCUGUAUGGAACCAGUGCCCUGGAGAGAACAGAGGUUGACCACUGGCUGGAGUUUGGCAAUGGCCGUUUGACCUGUGCCUCGGACUUCCCAGCUGCCUUGGAAUACCUGGACCAUGUCCUGGGUCCAGUGACUUACCUGGUGGGACAUCGCGUCACCUUGGCAGACUUUGCUGUCUGGGGAGCUCUCAGAGGAAGUAGUCAGUGGGCAAGCUUGAUGCUGAGUGGAACGGCACCAGUCAAUGUUCACCGUUACUAUGACUACCUGGAACACCAGGAGAAGUUCUUAGCUGUGGACAAGAUGGUGCCUCCUGUUAAACCAGCAGAUGGCGCUGAAAGCAAGAAAGAGGGCAAGUUUGAGGAAGGAGGCAAGUUUGUUGACUUGCCAGGAGCAAAAAUGGGAGAAGUGGUGGUCAGGUUUCCCCCUGAGGCUAGUGGGUAUCUCCAUAUUGGUCACGCUAAGGCGGCUCUGUUAAACCAGUACUACCAGCAGGCCUUCAAUGGCACACUGAUCAUGAGGUUUGACGAUACCAACCCUGCGAAAGAAAAUGCUCACUUUGAAGAGGUGAUUCUGGGUGACGUGGCUAUGCUGGGAAUCAAAUACGACAAGUUCAGCUACACCUCAGACUACUUUGACCAGAUGUUGACCCUGUGUGAGAAGAUGAUCAGGGAGGAGAAGGCCUACGUAGACGACACAGACCCUGACACCAUGAAACUGGAGAGAGACCAGAAGGUGGAGUCCAAGAACAGGAGCAACACUGUUGCCAGAAACCUUGAACUCUGGGAAGAGAUGAAGAAGGGAAGUGACCUCGGGCGCAAGUGUGCCGUUCGUGCCAAAAUUGACAUGAAUUCCAAGAACGGCUGCAUGCGUGACCCUACCAUCUACAGGUGUAAGCCAGAGCCACAUCUCAGGACUGGGAACAAAUACAAUGUCUACCCGACCUAUGACUUUGCCUGUCCUAUAGUGGACUCCCUGGAGAAUGUGACCCAUGCCCUGAGGACCACGGAGUACCUGGACAGAGAUGAGCAGUAUUACUGGGUUCUGGAUGCCCUGGGCAUGAGAAAACCCCACAUUUACUCGUACAGUCGUUUGAACCUUCAGAACACUGUUCUGUCCAAGAGAAAACUGACCUGGUUUGCCAAUGAAGGUCUAGUUGAGGGCUGGGAUGAUCCACGUUUCCCCACUGUACGUGGAAUAUUGAGAAGAGGAAUGACAGUUGAAGGUCUCAAGCAAUUUAUCAUUGCCCAGGGCUCAUCCAAGUCUGUGAACAUGAUGUCUUGGGACAAGAUUUGGUCAUAUAACAAAAAGGUCAUAGAUCCAGUGGUGCCUAGGCACACAGCUCUCCUGAAGUCUGAGGUUGUCCCGGUGUCUGUGAAGGGAGCCACAGUGGGACACAAGGAAGUGGCCAGGCAUCCCAAGAAUCCUGAUGUUGGCACCAAGCAAGUUUGGUUCUCACCUACUGUGUUCAUAGAUGGCGCUGAUGCUGAGCACUUGUCUGUGGGAGAAAUGGCUACUUUCAUUAACUGGGGCAACUUGGUCAUUACCAAGAUAAACAAGAAUAAUGAUGGGAAAGUGGAAUCUUUGGAGGCUGAGCUAAAACUGGACAAUACAGAUUUCAAGAAGACCCAGAAAGUGACCUGGUUGGCAGACACUGAGAAAUCUCCCAUGACUCCUACUCUCUGCAUUUAUUAUGACAACAUCAUCAGCAAACCUGUGCUGGCCAAGGAAGAUGACUUUAAAGACUACAUAAAUAGAAACUCUAGGACUGAGUCCGUGAUGGUUGGAGACCCAGAGUUGAUGUCUCUGAAGAAAGGAGACAUGAUUCAGAUCCAGAGAAGGGGUUAUUUUGUAUGUGACUCACCAUAUGAACCCCCAAGUCGCUACACCAGUCUAGCCAGUCCAUGUGUCCUGAUCAACAUCCCAGAUGGUCAUGUCAAGGAGAUGCCAAAAGCUGGCUCAAAACACAAGGAACCCAAAGACACUGGAGCCAAAGAGAAGGCCCAGAGUAAGAAAGGCAAAGCAGCAGAGAAGUCACCCCAGGAGGAGCAGCCUCCUGCACUGACUGGAGAUGCCGCAGAAUUGGAUAAAAAGAUCACUGAUCAGGGAAAUAAAGUCCGGGAACUCAAGGGCCAAAAAGCUGCUAAGGACGAGGUGGAUGCUGCAGUGAAAACUCUCCUGGCUCUGAAGGCAGAAUACAAAGCUGCCACAGGGAAGGACUGGAAGCCAGCCAGCGGUGGAGGGAAUGCGGGGAAACAGAAAGCCAAGGGAGAAAGUAAGCCUAAGGAGGCACCUGCCACUACUGGUGCUUCGGCUGCUGGGGCAGACGCAGGAGAAUUGAACGAGAAAAUUGUUGCCCAGGGAAACAAGAUAAGAGACCUGAAGAGCCAGAAAGCACCAAAGGACCAAAUUGACCCAGAAGUGAAAGUUCUGUUGGGGCUUAAAGAGCAGUUUAAGCAGUCCACGGGUCUUGACUGGAAACCAGGUCUCACAAUACCACAACAGCAGCAGACGACACCAGUGAUGGCGGACAAUAAGGAGAACAGUGGGGCUGCCGCUGGGAGCCCAGAGGCCCUGGCUCUGAAGGGGAAAAUAGAGGCACAGGGAGAAAAAGUGAGGCAGCUCAAGACAGGUGGUGCACCCAAGGAUCAGGUAGAUGAAGAAGUGAAGGUCCUCCUGAGUCUCAAGGCAGAAUAUAAACAACUGACAGGAGAGGAUGUUGCUGGGGGUGGUGGUGGAAGGAAGGACAAAAAAGGGAAGAAAGAAAAUAAAGGCGGCAAGGCAGCUGAACCAAAACAGCAGAAGCCAGCUAAAGAAGAUGCAGGCAGGGAAGUGAAGAAGGUCACUAGGUUGGGUUUAGAGGCCAAAAAGGAGGAAAAUCUUUCAGAAUGGUACACUCAGGUGAUUACAAAAGCAGAAAUGAUAGAAUACUAUGAUGUGAGCGGUUGCUACAUUCUGCGUCCAUGGUCCUACUCUAUCUGGGACGAGAUCAAGAACUUCUUUGAUGCAGAGAUCAAGAAGUUAGGCGUUGAGAAUUGCUACUUCCCCAUGUUUGUCUCCCAUGCUGCCUUGGAGAGGGAGAAGACACACAUUGCAGACUUUGCCCCAGAAGUUGCCUGGGUGACGAAGUCUGGCCAAUCAGAUCUGAACGAGCCUAUUGCCAUACGUCCAACCAGCGAAACUGUGAUGUACCCAUCUUAUGCCAAAUGGAUCAGAUCCCACCGAGACUUGCCUGUCAGACUGAACCAGUGGUGCAAUGUUGUGAGAUGGGAGUUCAAGCAUCCUCAGCCUUUCCUGAGAACCAGAGAGUUUCUGUGGCAGGAAGGACACACAGCAUUUGCUACCAGAGCAGAGGCUGAGGAUGAGGUCUUUAAAAUCUUGGAUCUGUAUGCCAGAGUGUAUGAAGAGCUGCUGGCAGUUCCUGUAAUAAAGGGAAGAAAAACAGAGAAAGAGAAGUUUGCUGGAGGAGACUUCACUACAACCACUGAAAUAUACAUUUCUGCUAGUGGCAGAGGAAUUCAGGGAGCCACAUCCCAUCACUUGGGUCAGAAUUUCUCAAAAAUGUUUGAGAUAAUGUACGAGAACCCAGACACUCAGGAGAUGGAGCACGUCCACCAGAACUCGUGGGGUAUCACCACCAGGACCAUUGGUGUCAUGGCAAUGGUGCAUGGAGACAAUACAGGCCUGGUGCUGCCACCUAGAGUAGCAUCUGUGCAGGCCAUCGUGGUUCCGUGUGGCAUCACUGCCUCACUAUCAGAUGCAGACAGGCAGAGUCUUAUAAAAAGCUGUGAGGAGCUAGAGAAUAUUCUAGUACAGGCAGGAAUCAAAGCUAAGGGUGACUAUAGAGACAACUACUCACCAGGGUGGAAGUUCAACCAUUGGGAGCUUAAGGGUGUCCCAGUCAGGAUUGAGUUAGGUCCACGAGAUGUUAAGAAUGGAGAACUGGUUGCUGUGAGGCGAGACACCGGGGAUAAACUUACCUUGAAACAGGCCAGUGCUGCAGAGGGAAUCAAGAAAUUGUUGGAGGACAUUCAGUCUUCUUUGUUUGCCAAAGCCAAAAAGAUCCAAGAUGAAUAUGUAGCCCUGAGCCAUGACUGGCAGGACUUCUGCCAUCAGCUGGACCAGAAGAAGAUCAUCAUGUCUCCAUUCUGUGGGGAGGGAGAGUGUGAAGAGAAAAUCAAGAAGGAUAGUGCAAGCUUCUAUACUGCCAAAAGUGGUCCAGAAGAACGGGGUUUCUUUAGCUGGAUCCAUGGUCUGUUCUGUUGCUCGGUACAGAUGCCACAGGGCCACAGAGAUGCAGUGGUGGAGGAGGGAGCGCCAUCUAUGGGAGCCAAAAGUCUGUGCUAUCCAUUCCAGCAGCCAGGGGAUAUAAAGGCAGACAUGAAGUGUAUCCACCCAGACUGCAAGGCCAAGCCAAUCAAGUACUGCCUCUUUGGAAGAAGCUACUAGGUUGCCCCUAAUGCUUUAAGCAGGAAAAUAGAGGGGGAAAAGUUGUGAAGAA